Molecule: messenger RNA, 3784 nt
Organism: Pelodiscus sinensis (Chinese soft-shelled turtle)
Lineage: Eukaryota; Metazoa; Chordata; Testudines; Trionychidae
Source: RefSeq, a predicted model, not a curated record
UUGCUAAGCAACCGCAUCAGGGCCGAGCCUGCGCUUGGAAGCGGCGCCCCGUAGCUCGGCCCUUUGAAGUGGCGGCUGCUGCCCGGAAGGUGGAGCCCGCCCGGCGUGUGGGGUUGGGGCAGGGUACGUGCAGGUUGCAGCCUUUGCCCCCCGGGCCAUGUGGGGGGGUGCCUGAGGGAGCGUCCCAGCAGGAGGAGCUGCUCUGCGAUGGAGGGUGUGUGUGUGGCGCUGCUGCUGCUGGCCCUCCGGGUCACAGUGCACAAAACAGAAAAAAAUUUUGAAAACCCGAAGGAAAACAAUGUUUCAAAACAGGAAGCACUGAAUGAAAGUCAACUAGUGGCAAUGCAAAAUACAUUUUCUUCACAAGUGGAAGAUCUGUCUAGGAGAAAGAAGAAUGAGGAACAAGGACAUCACCUUUAUAAAAAGAGCAUCAAAAUACUGAAACAUUCCAAAAGCAAAAAAGAGAAGGAGAAAGCUUACCAACUCCUUACCAAAGCAGCAGAUAUGGGACAUUUAAAAGCUAUGGAGAAACUGGCUGAUGCUUUGCUGUUUGGGUAUCAUGGUCUUCAAAAUAUAACUGCAGCUGUGACAUUAUAUGAGACUUUGGCUGAAAAAGGAUCUCAUAAAGGCCAAACUGCUUUAGGAUUUAUGUUUUCAUAUGGCAUAGGAAUGGAGUAUAAUCCAGCCAAGGCUCUUGUUUAUUACACAUUUGCAAGUCUUGGAGGAAAUUUGAUAUCCAAGAUGAUUUUGGGAUACCAUUACUGGGUUGGAAUAAAUGUUCCAAGAAAUUGUGAAACAGCACUUACAAAUUACAGGAAAGUGGCAUAUUUAGUUGCUGAUAAACUAAAAAAAAAUGAAGAUAUGCUAGUAGAAAAAGUGAGACUGGUGGAAAAAUCAGAAAAUUUGAGUUCUAACAAUGACUUCUUAGACUGGGAUGUACACCAAUACUACAAGUUUUUGGCUGAUAGAGGAGACACACAGAUACAGGUAUAUCUUGGUCAAUUACAUCUUGCAGGAAGGAAAGGACUAGAGAAAGAUCAUUCUAAAGCUUUCUACUAUUUCCUAAAGGCAGCAAAAGCAGGGAAUACACAUGGCAUGGCACUCCUGGGAAAGAUGUUUUUAGAAGGAAGUGUUGCAGUGACACAGAGUAAUGCUUCUGCAUUUAAGUACUUCACAAUGGCAGCUGAAAAGGGUAAUGCAGUUGGACUGUGGGGGCUAGGCCUUCUUUAUUUUCAAGGAAAAGGUGUUCCUGUGAACUAUACUGAAGCUUUUAAAUACUUCCAUAAAGCAGCUGAGAAAGGCUUGGCAGAUGCACAGUUCCAACUAGGAGUCAUAUAUCACUCUGGCACUGGAGUAAGAAAAGACUAUAAACUUGCCUUCAAAUAUUUUUACUUGGCCUCUCAAAACGGACAACCCGUUGCUGUUUAUUAUUUGGCUCAGAUGUAUGCUGCAGGGACUGGAGUGUUUAGAUCAUGUCAAAAUGCAGUUGAGCUUUAUCGAAGUGUUUGUGAACUAGGAAGUUGGUCUGAAAAAUUCCUGACUGCAUACUUCGCUUACCAGGGUGGGAAUAUAGAUUCAUCUCUUAGUCAAUAUGCUUUAUUAGCAGAAAUGGGGUAUGAAGUAGCUCAAAGUAAUUCAGCUUACAUUCUGGAAACUGAGCAGGUUAAAAUUCUCAGUAAGGAGCAGAUGUAUCCAUUAGCACUUCUCCUGUGGAACCGAGCCGCAGCUCAAGGCAAUGCAUUUGCUAGAGUUAAAACGGGAGAUUAUCACUUUUAUGGUUAUGGAACCAACAAGGAUUAUGUCACAGCAGCAAUUCAUUACAGCCUUGCAGUCGAUCACCACAUUGCUCAAGCCAUGUUUAAUCUGGCAUAUAUGUAUGAACAUGGUUUAGGUAUUCCUAAGGAUAUACAUUUAGCUAAAAGGUGGUAUGAUCUGGCAUCAGAAACAAGCCCAGAUGCUUCCGUUCCUGUGUUCUUGGCACGUAUGAAGCUAGAAGUUAACCUUCUACUCAGCGAGAUGCAACUUUUCAAGCAGUUUAUCCCAAGUUGGAAAUUGUCAAAACUGAACAACAUGCUGCGACCACACUGGGAUCUGUUGAUAAUGGGCUCGAGGAACUGUGGCGAGAUCUACUCGCCAGCCCCACACCGCACAUGGGCCAGCCCGGCACUGCGCAUGCGCACAACACCGGUGAACGGGGCAACCAGCUGAAAUCUACUCGCCACAGGUGAGUAGAUAUGAUUUGUCAAGCCCUGCCUAUAAGCAAAACCUCUCUGCUUCAUAUGGCAUAUUUUUUCUCAGUUUCAGGAGCAAAGCCCCCUGCUUGUAGAGUUUUGUGCAAGCACAGCAGCAGAGUGGAUAUACACAUACCUAUACCAACAUAAGCAGUACACCUGCAAUCACACAAUACUAUAUUCUCUUCAGGAGCAACCUGUUGGUAGUACUUUCACACUAUGCUGCUCAGGAGUCAAAGCUAUCAGAAAUCCACCAUGAAUUACCUGUUCCCACAGGAACAAGAAUAUUACCAUCAACUUGGCAAAAGAUAGCAAAAUUGAUUCUCCUGGCAGAAUCUCAGUGCCUUGCAAAAGUGGAAGGAGCUGAGGAAGGAAUAUACAAGAUGAAGAAAAAUGAGUUUUUGGGUCACUUGUCUGACCUGUGCCUUUUAUGAAUUGGAUGUGUUACUUAUCAGGUACCCUACCAGCUUCACUGUAACCACUGUGGACACUUCACAUCCUGAAGAGAAGGAAGUGCAUAUUCUAAAGAAGAAAAACAUCUCUCCCCUUUCCUCCUGCCAGCACAUAAGGAAAAGGUUUCUGGCAAUGGACAGAAAGGGGAUAACCAGGUCAAGUAUACCCAGAAGUCAGACCCUGAACACCUUACACGUUAGCACCCAUCACCAGGGCUUGACAAAUAAUACAAUCUACUUGCCCAUGGCAAGUAGAUUGUAACCCAGAAGAGCUGGGUUCAGGUGAUCUGCGCGUGCGCAGAUCGCCGGACAGAGCAGCUGGCGAGUGGGGCUCACCGCGGUUCGGCGAGCCCUGCCCAUCAUCCAUGAAGAGAGAUGCAUGUGAUCAGUAAUGUUCAGGAAGCAGCAACAUGCCAUUCCUUUGCCUGCAGGCACAAUUUCACUGCUCCCAUUGGCAAGAAACUGAAAACCACAAUCACUGGGAGCUGCAGCAGGCCAGGGAGGUGGGGUGCCUGUGGAAAAUGAACAUCAGCAAAAAUUCUCAUGGCUCCCAAUCAAAUGCCCAUCACUGAUAUAAACCACAUUGUAGGUUGAUGCUUCUUAAUUGGUGGUGUAGACUAUCAGGUUGCUUGGCUAUCAUGCUAAUAAUAUGAUUGUGUUGAUUUAGAUUAAUUCAUUAAUAUAUUAAUGGGUAGAUUUAGUAUAGAGGUAAUAGUUAAGAGCUGUAACACAAGAAAUCUGCUAAAGGCCAUUUGCAUGAUCAGCAGAAGCUAAGGUUAGCAGAUUUCUGCGGCUGAGAUACUGAUCUAUCCCAGACACAGGUCAUAGCUUCUUUAGAGCUUCUAUGGACUGAAAAGGGGAACUUACGUCUAGGACCUUUCACUCACAUAGGAUGGUAGGGAAAAUACCCUCAGACUCAGCAGAUACAUUAUUAUAUAAAAGUCCCAAAAUAACUGGCUCAGGCUAUAAUCAGGACACAGGAUAUGAUAAAUGACCUAACACCUAAUAAAUGGGCUAACACCUAAGAUUGUUCUAGAAGGAAUAAUCUAAGUAUAUGGUAUGGAAAUAUGGAUGUACAUUUGCUAUCUAAAUUGGGGUGUU